GCUAUCUGUCUAUUUGCUAGUCCCGUUGAGUUAGGAGGUGCUGAUGUGAUGCAUUUACGUUCUAUAUUUUUAUAGCAUCAUUGCGACUAGCUGAUUAAUUAUUGCAUUUUUUUCAUAUAACAUAAACAAGCUUCUUUAACUUUAAAAACCUGUCGUCGGAAUAUAUGGGUGAGGUGUUACAUUUUUAACGAGAUUAUUAAAAGUCGUCACUGUCCUGAUAUUAGGCUAACAUGCUAGCAGUAAGCGUAACUCGUGUUGUUUUCUGACCUAGGAUGAUUUACGUGAAGAAACUCAAGUUAUGUCCUUGGCAUCCCGAGAUUCAUUACAGGCUGUCGUGGUUAAUGGCAUGGUAAUGUGGCUUUUGUAAGUAACCGAAGGUGACCAUAGUUAAAAACGUCCUGCGUCUGCGAAGUGUGGAAAAAUGAACACGCCGCUCGGAAGGAACGGGUUAAUCGGGCUUGCUGUCGGAGCUACAGCUGGCUUGGGCUUGAUUGCCUUCAUAAUUUACAGAGAGAUCAGCAGGAGAAAUUCCAGGAGAAUGGUGCUGGAGGCCCGGCCAACUCCCCGCCUGUUCGACGAUGCGGAUGGAGCUGGGCUGCUGCGGGAGACUCUGGAUGCUCAGGAGCUGGAGGCCCAGCAGCAGGCUCUGGCAGCAGUGGAGGCAGUGGUGCAGGGCCUGUCCCCCGAGCAGCAGAUGGAGCUCAGGAACCAGCUGGAUCAGGUGCUGAACUGCGUGGCCUCGCUGCGCUCUGAGGUGGCAGAGCUGAGGGGUGGCCUGCAGGACAUUGCCCUGCAGAUUAUCCAGGAUGUCAAAAAGGGAGUAGAGGACAGUCAGCGGGUACGUCGGCGACGCCAUGUUGUCCACAGGGAGCGCACCGACUCCACCAGCUCCAGCUCCAUCUACUUCACUGCCAGCCAGGGCAUGGCCAGCACUUAUGAAGAGACCAGUGAAGGAGGGUACUCAACGGCCUAUGCUGAAUCCGACUACACAGAUCGUGACACAGACAGAGAAGAGGGUGAACGGGAGCCUGAACAGGAGUCAGAGGAAGAGGAGGACAGGAGCUGUGCCACUGUCCUCACCCUACGCCAGGAAGACUCCCAGGAAGAAGAGAUGGAGGAGAGGGGGCUGGAGGAGGAGGAGGAGGAUGAAAAGGAGGAAGAUGAGGGGAGGCUGCAGCUGUUGACUGAUGUCCCCAGCGGAGAGUUGGCUCUCCUCCUGGCUCAGAGUGACAUCCUCCACACAGGAGACGCCAGUUUAAAGGCAGAAGGCUUUCGCCUGCUGCUGGACAACAGAGCAGAGAACGGAGACAACAGGGAGUUUCUUUGGCGACUGGCUCGAGCUUAUAGUGACAUGUAUGAGUCCACUGAAGACAGGCAACAGAAGAAGACCUAUGCACAACAAGGUCGAGAGGAGGCAGAAUUGGCCUUAAAGAAGAAUGGCCUAAAUGCUGAGUGUCACAAAUGGUUUGCUGUCCUGACGGGUCUUACCUCCCAACAUGACAGCAUGCACAGCAAACUGAAGAGUAGCCACAUAUUAAAGGAGCAUCUGGACCGUGCCAUGGCCCUCAGAGAUGACGAUCCCAUGUGUUUCUACCUGCUAGGCAGAUGGUGCUACGAGGUAGCCACUCUGGACUGGUUGGAGAAGAAGGCAGCUGCUGCCCUCUACCAGAGCCCUCCCACCUCCACGCUGCAUGAUGCCCUCGAGAACUUCCUCAAGGCAGAGGAGCUCAGUCCAGGUUUCUCCAAGACAUUGAGGCUAUACAUCGCAAAGUGCCACAAGGAGCUGGGGAACAUCUCAGAGGCCACAAACUGGACUGAGCUGGCUCUGAAGAUGCGCCCAGAUAAUGAUGAUGAGGAAACAUCUAAACUGGAGGCUCAGCUUCAAGUCUUAACUGUCAGGAAAGUCUGAACAGUUUGUUUUCUACUGAUAUUCAGCCGAUGGUGACGAUUGGCUAGCCUUACAGCCAAUCGGUGGUCAUCCGGUCACAGGCGUUCGACUAAUGGCACACCCAUCUUCUUUCUCUUCGUUUGUGGACAUCUUUGUCAUACUGUCGCUGUUAGAGUAUAUGGAGUUUAUUGAUGUCUAUUUCUUUUUUGGCUGACUUUAAUACAGCUUGAUUGAGCCAGGAUCAUUCAGUGAUAUACAGUACUUUAUAAUAUUGUUCAAUUAUGUUUGCUUUUUAACUGAAUACGUAGGUUUUGUUUUUCAGCACCAUAAUCUUAAUUUAACCAAAACAAACAAGAAAAACACUUACACAGCAGCUCUUUCAACAGUCUGGCAGUAUCAGAUGAUUUUGGUUUGAUUUGUCAAGUGACUAAUAGCAGAGUGAGAUUUACACUAGAGGUUAUUAUUGUUGUUGUUGUUUAUUUAUUUUGGGGUGUUUGUGAGAUGUGACCAAUGACCAGUGAGACUGAGGACAGGACCAUAACCUGCUUCCCCAUUGCAAAUUUUCUGACACUGGUUAAUUUAUCAUCAUGGUAUAAAAAAAAAAAAAAGCUAGCAACUGGAUUUGAUCAGGGAUGGUAUAAGAGCUUUAGGAGAAAGAGGGACUUUGGGAAUCAAGAGAACAAAUCUUCAGAAUUUUUCAUGCUAUUGUUUGUAUUUAUAUUGCACACCCUUUCUUCUCCUUCUGUGCUCUCACCUGCUCUUUGACAUGCGUUUGUCAUGUGGAGAUAACUGACAAUUGAUUCGUAUAGACGUAGUGAUAAUGCUGAUGUAUUUUGAUGAGAGUAUCAGUCUUGACUUUUUUUUCCAUCUUUCACUUACUUGAUCCCCCCCCUCCUCCCAAAAAAAAAAAUGGUGUAAAGCAACAGCACUUUGAGUUUUUGCAGCAGUCUCAGUAAAAUGAGUAAAGUGCACGGAGACUUGUUUGGUUGCAAUUGAAGUAUUUUAAUAUUUUUGUAUUUUCCUUUGAGUAUUUGCUGCCUUGGAACUUUGAUCAUUGACAUUCCUGUUGUUUUUUUGUUUGUUUUUUUUUUAAGUGAAAGUAAAAAUGCAGCAUGCUUGCAGGUUAUAACAGCCCUGAUUCCAAAAAGAAAAAAAAAAGAAAAUUAGGAUGCUGUGUGAAACUGAAAAACAAAGUGCAGUAAUUUUCAAAUGAACUUAAAAAGUGUUCCUGAGCCCAUAAGUAAUACCCUUUAUAGAAUCAUGUGAAUGAGCCUGACUGGCCCUUUAAGGAUGCCCCUUUCAUACCCAGCUGUGAUGCUAUCACCUGCUAGCUCGCACUCAGCAGCUUUCCCAGUCUCCUGUUGCUCCUGUCCCAACUGAUUUGAAAUAUUUUGCUGGCAUUAAAUUCAGAAUAAUUUCCUAAGAUGUUUUCAAUUGAGUAUAUGUCAAAAAGGAUUAUCAAAUGAUCACAUUUUUUAUUAUUUAUGCUCAACCCAGUGACCCAACUUCUAUUUUUUUUUUGGAAUCAGGGUUGUACUCAAUGAUCUGAUUUUAAUGAGCCUUUGUUUUCUAUUAAUGACUCCUGUUUAGGUUAAUCUCAAGGUCACUGCUGUUGCUUUCUGACACAGGGGUAACAUUUAAUAAAAUUCCUUUUUUUCUAUUUA
Molecule: messenger RNA, 3552 nt
Organism: Scatophagus argus
Lineage: Eukaryota; Metazoa; Chordata; Actinopteri; Scatophagidae
Gene: rmdn3
Product: regulator of microtubule dynamics 3
Exons: 12
Coding region: 422-1909 (495 amino acids)
Cellular component (GO): cytoplasm; mitotic spindle pole; spindle microtubule
Molecular function (GO): microtubule binding
Source: RefSeq, a predicted model, not a curated record